CUCCUUCUGCACUUCUCCACUUUCCAUUCUCUGCUGUCUCUGCCCGUCCUCUCUCUCCCUCUGCCAUCCUCCCUGCCUCUCUCUCUCUGUCUCUCCCUCCCCCCGUGUGAGUUCUCCUCCUCUCUCCUCCCAGUCCUGUCCUCCUGUGCGGACGGUGCGAGUGCUCGUGGGAGUGUGCUGAGAGUGCAUGCGGGUCCCGCUCCCUCGGACGCCUCCCGUCUCCGCUCCUGGGGUCUUCUCAUCCCGACCGCCGCUGGCUGGCCCGCCCCCCGCCCGGCAGCCGCCAUUUCGGUCCCAGGGAGACCCACGCUGGCCUCGCAGCCCCUCCCCCGGCUCAGCCUGGGGAGGAAGACCCUGGUGGUGGCGGCGGUGGGGGUCAUGCUCAUCCUGGUGCUGGUCGUCCUCAUUCCCGUGCUGGUGAGCUCCGUGGGCACCGACGCCGGGUCCUACGAGAUGCUGGGCACGUGCCGGAUGGUCUGCGACCCGUACCUGAACAAGGAAGCCGCCAGCAGCACCAGCGCCAGCACCAGUUCUGGGUACGGGGUUGGUGCUGAGGCCGAGGCCCUGAGCGAACGGGGCGUGGCACCCCCCCCUUCCACCUUGGUGCAAGGCCCGCAGGGCAAGCCGGGCCGGCCGGGGAAGCCCGGACCCCCGGGACCUCCAGGAGAACCGGGUCCCCCGGGGCCCAGGGGCCCCCCGGGGGAGAGGGGGGACCCAGGCAGGCCCGGGAUAAUGGGGCCGGGGGUAUACAGUGGAGCUAUCAGCACAGCCACGUACACCACCGUCCCCCGGGUGGCCUUCUAUGCCGGGCUGAAGAACCCCCACGAGGGCUAUGAGAUCCUCAAGUUCGACGACGUCGUCACAAACCUGGGCAAUGACUACGACGGCGCCUCAGGAAAGUUCAUCUGCAGCAUUCCCGGCACCUACUUCUUCAUCUACCAUGUGCUAAUGAGGGGUGGGGAUGGCACCAGCAUGUGGGCAGACCUCUGCAAGAAUGGACAGGUGCGAGCCAGUGCCAUCGCUCAGGAUGCAGACCAGAACUACGACUACGCCAGCAACAGCGUCAUCCUGCACCUGGACACCGGGGACGAGGUCUACAUCAAGCUGGACGGCGGAAAGGCCCACGGGGGGAACAGCAACAAGUACAGCACCUUCUCUGGGUUCAUCCUGUACGCGGACUGAAGGCAGGCCUCUGUGAGACUCUCAGCCCGGCUCUCUACACCUGCUCCAUCGGCCUCUCUCUCCAACAAAAUGGCGGGAAGUCCAGUGUUGCGGUUCAUCCUGGUCAGACACUGUACGCUGACACCCAGAUAUUUUCCAUUUUUCUCAGCUCUGCUUUUGGUUUUGAGAAAAAAAAGUCAGCUGUUUUCUUUUCAAACGCAAAAAGGGACAUAAGUAUUUCAUCCCACGCUCAAUUGAUUUACUGAGAUGUGUUUGUAUUAUUGUAUACUACUUAAUGUAUUGGUGUAUUAAUAUGUCCAGACAUGUUAAAUGAGGAGGUGAAAGUCAUUGCCUCUAAUUCCUCUGCUUCUUGGUCUCUUGUGGGAAUAACCUGUUUCUUUAGCACAAUCAUUUUUGUGGCUGGGGAUUAGACGGAGCUUCAGAUCUGGACCCUUAAGAUUGAGUAACGUGCGUGGCAGUGUUGCAGAGGGGACACACGUUUCCCAUUUUACACUGGACACAGGGCCACCUCUUGGAUCCGUAUUGUCCUUGUCUUGUCUCCUGUGAACACAUGAUGUCAUAGCUGAAUGUUGGUUACGAAAAACUGAGGGAAACAUAACGGGAACUCCUUUUUUCCAGACUUUAUUUUAACAAGGGCCAAGUCUUGCCCAUCAGUCCUGGCCUUUCUAUUUGAGGUUUGGACCUGUUUGUUGUGUCUAAUGCAGAACUACCGAAUGGGUUUGUGGGAGACUUCAUAUACAAUAGAUGUUAACAUUUGAUGUAUAAAUCCUUGACAGUAUUGUUCUUGUAAUGAUGUAACUUAUAAGCUUCAGACAAUGAUGGCACUUGAAACUAAGACCCAACAUGGUUGCAACCCUAGCACACAGCAAUCAUAGGCUGCAUACUGUCUGAAAGAUGCAUUCUGCUAGCGUUUAUUCAUGCCUGAAGGUUUAAGCCUUUAACACUAAGCACACUGAUCAAGGAAUUAGAUCUCAUGAUGUGUGUGUGUGUGUGUGUGUGUGUGUGUGUAUGCAACCGUGCAUGCAUGCAUCUGUACGUUUGUGUGUGUGUAUGCGACCACGUGUGCAUCUGUAUGUGUGUGUGUGUGUGCAAGUG
Molecule: messenger RNA, 2277 nt
Organism: Anguilla anguilla (European eel)
Lineage: Eukaryota; Metazoa; Chordata; Actinopteri; Anguilliformes; Anguillidae
Product: C1q-related factor-like
Exons: 2
Coding region: 379-1182 (267 amino acids)
Molecular function (GO): protein binding
Source: RefSeq, a predicted model, not a curated record